This is a messenger RNA of Gastrolobium bilobum, 2031 nucleotides long. RefSeq names its product extensin-2-like. Bases 1 to 2031 code for a protein of 676 amino acids. Gene Ontology annotation, biological process: plant-type cell wall organization. The transcript has a single exon. Gene Ontology annotation, molecular function: structural constituent of cell wall. The record is from RefSeq and is a predicted model, not a curated record. NCBI's taxonomy places the organism in Eukaryota, Viridiplantae, Streptophyta, Magnoliopsida, Fabales, Fabaceae.
AUGGGAACUUUAGCAGGGGCGAGGCACUGGCCUCGACUCAUCUAUGCAAUGGCAUUUUGCCUAAUUGCUAUCAAUGUCGCUGGUGAUGAAUGGCCUUACCAUGCAUCCCAGCCAACCUACUCCUAUCCACCACAGCAUGCAGAAUACCCACCUUACCAUUACAAAUCACUUCCAAAGCAUUUAGAACACCCACCCUAUGAUCACAAAUUAUCUCCACAUGCUUAUAAGUUUCCAUCACCUUAUGUCUAUAAGUCACCACCACCACCAUCUUCUUCUCUAUCAUCUCCAUAUGUCUAUAAAUCCCCACCACCUCCAUAUGUGUACAAGUCUCCUCCUCUACCAUCUCCAUCACCACCCCCUCCUUAUGUCUAUAAGUCUCCACCACCUCCAUCUCCUUCACCUCCUCCUCUAUAUGUUUAUAAGUCUCCUCCUCCACCAUCUCCAUCACCACCCCCUCCUUAUGUCUAUAAGUCUCCACCACCUCCAUCUCCUUCCCCACCGCCUCCAUAUGUCUACAAAUCUCCUCCUCCACCAUCUCCGUCCCCUCCACCUCCUUAUAUCUACAAUUCCCAUCCUCCUCCAUCUCCCUCACCGCCUCCACCAUAUGUCUACCAAUCUCCUUCACCACCACCUCCAUAUGUCUAUAAGUCUCCUCCUCCACCAUCUCAUUCACCACCUCCCUCAUACAUCUACAGGUCUCCACCUCCUCUGUCUCCUUUGCCACCCCCACCAUACGUUCACAAGUCCCCAUAUGUUUAUACGUCCCCACCACCACCAUAUCCAAAACCAUCCCCUCCAUAUGUUUAUAACUCUCCUCCCCCACCAUCUCAUUCACCACCUCCGUCAUAUAUCUACAAGCCACCACCACCUCCAUCUCCUUCGCCACCCCCACCAUAUGUUCACAAGUUCCCAUAUAUGUAUAAGUCUCCACCACCACCAUCACCAUCACCACCUCCUCCAUAUGUUUAUAAGUCUCCUCCCCCACCUUUCCACUCACCAUCCUUGCCAUACAUUCAUAAGUCACCAUAUGCCUAUAAGUCUCUGCCACCACCACCUUCUCCAUAUGUUUAUAAGUCUCCUCCUCCACCCUCUCAUUCACCACCCCCUCUAUAUUUCUACAAGUCUCCUCCUCCUCCAUCCCCUUCGCCUCCCCCACCGUAUGUCUAUAAGUCUCUUCCUCCACCUUCUCAUUCGCCACCUCCACCAUAUGUUCAUAAGUCACCAUAUGCCUAUAAGUCUCCACCACCACCACCACCUCUUCUAUAUGUUUACAAGUCUCCUCCCCCACCUUCCCAUUCACCACCUCCUCCAUCCCCUUCGUCUCCCCCACCAUAUGUCUAUAAGUCUCCACCACUUCCAUCUCCUUCACCACCACCUCCAUAUGUCUAUAAGUCUCCUCCCCCACCAUCUCAUUCACCUCCCCCAUAUAUCUACAAAUCUCCACCUCCUCCAUCUCUUUUGCCACCCCCACCAUAUGUUCACAAGUUUCAAUAUGUGUAUAAAUCCCCACCACCACCAUCUCCAUCACCACCCCCUCCAUAUGUGUAUAAAUCUCCACCACCACCACCAUCACUAUCACCACCUCCUCCAUACAUUUAUAAGUCUCCUCCCCCAUCUUCUCACUCGCCAUCGCCACCAUACGUUCAUAAGUCAACAUAUACUUAUAAGUCUCCAUCACCCCCUUCAUAUAUUUAUAAGUCUCCUCCCCCACCUUCUUAUUCACCACCUCCUCCAUAUGUCUACAAGUCUCCACCUCCGCCAUCUCCUUCGUCUCCCCCACCAUAUGUUUAUAAGUCUCCUCCACCCCCAUCUCCAUCUCCACCUCCUCCAUAUGCUUAUAAGUCACCUCCCCCACCAUCUCAUUCAUCAUCUCCUCCAUAUGUCUACAAGUCUCCACCUCUUCCUUCACCUUCACCUCCUCCACCAUAUGCUCACAAGUCUCCGUAUAUCUACACUUCUCCUCCACCUCACUCACCAUCACUACCACCUCCCUAUAUUUAUAAAUCUCCUCCUCCACCAUUUGUCUAUUAA